Diaporthe amygdali is the source of this 1377-nucleotide messenger RNA. RefSeq lists its product as uncharacterized. Lineage: Eukaryota; Fungi; Ascomycota; Sordariomycetes; Diaporthales; Diaporthaceae. The record is from RefSeq and is a predicted model, not a curated record. Bases 1 to 1377 code for a protein of 458 amino acids. Gene Ontology annotation, cellular component: nucleus. The transcript is spliced from 5 exons. Gene Ontology annotation, biological process: positive regulation of transcription by RNA polymerase II; mitotic cell cycle. Gene Ontology annotation, molecular function: DNA-binding transcription factor activity, RNA polymerase II-specific; RNA polymerase II cis-regulatory region sequence-specific DNA binding.
AUGAACUUUUACGGCGAGCAGUUCGAAACGCUGAGACUGAGCAGCGGCCUCUUCUUUGGCGUGAGCUUGCUAAAGCUGUCCCAGGACGAUCCAAUAAAGAUUGUCGCCGCAGAUGAAGAAGAAGACGAGAGGCUGAUCGCCUCGGUCCAAGAAUGGGGCACAAAUUGGACGAAGGUUGCGCGUGAAGUCGGUUCACGAAGUGCAGACCAAUGCUCGAGUCAUUGGAGCCACGUGUUGGACCCAAACAUCAACUACUGUGACUGGACGGAGGAAGAGGACGCAGAUUUGCUGCACGAGGUCCUCACAUAUGGGACAAAAUGGGCACAGAUAGCAAGCUGCCAUAAUCCAGCGAGGACUACCCUUGCGCUUAAGAAUCGGUACUCAACCUUGCGGUUGAAAAACGAAAAUAGAAGCAGAACACGGCAAGACAUGCCCGAAAGUUCCCAAGGAAGUAGGCAAUUUCAACGCACGAACUCACGAGGUUCGGAAAAGAAAAAAGCCUCGAAUUGGAGUGAGCGAAGCGAGGUGGUGAAUUCUGAUGACGAGGAAGACGAGGAGGAGGAGGACGAGCCGGAAGAAGAAACUGAUCAAGUAAUACAUGCAUGGCUCGAUGACGCCAGCAACGAUUCCAGCAACAAUGCCAGCAGCAGGAACACUCAACGUGCUGGAACAGGGAGCGCAGAAAACGCGCGGUUAGGAACGAUCAAUGUUUCAAUGCCAGAUGACGCGCUCGCUUCCUGGGAUGAGUGGGCCAAAACCAGCCUUCCAACCCCCAAUGCCACCCACGACAGUCUCCCCACUUUGUCGCCCAUCGAAGGCGAGAGCAUGGGCGUGGACGAAUACUUGCAAUUGGAUCCGGCUCUGCUUCUCAGUGGAUCCGCCCAACAGUCUUUCAAUAUCCCUGGCAGUUGCUUCUUUGAGAGCGACGAACCAUGUACAGCGACUCAGAAUACAUCCUACGCAUUAUACGAUACAACUGGCUGCUUCCAACCGACACCCGUCACCAAUUCACCCGGGAGUCUGGCCCAAACGCCAGCAGGCAAGGACCCCAUGACUGGCGUGGUCAUGGAGCAAGAGGCGAACUCUUAUGAGAAGGCGUCAUCAACAACACCACUCCCGUCUCCAGGACCUUCAAUAGGAGCGAUCGUUGCGGCCUCCAAAUCCAAGGACUGGACAACAGGGAACAACGCCCCAGGAAAUAGCCCCUCGUCUUCUCCUUCACUUGUUACACAACUUGCAACAUCUUCAGCAACAUCCACUUCGAAGCUGCGGGUUUCGAUUACUUUGACGUGCGACCAAGCUCAGCUGGUGUCGGUCAUGACGCAGUUGACUGACUAUGGGACUGGUGUUUCCAUCAACGUUGAGAAGGACUGUUGA